Molecule: messenger RNA, 2468 nt
Organism: [Candida] anglica
Lineage: Eukaryota; Fungi; Ascomycota; Pichiomycetes; Serinales; Debaryomycetaceae
Source: the annotation of a GenBank genome assembly
AGUCUUUGAUCACUUACAUUCCUUUGUAUUUAUAUACAUUACGCAAGUAGUUUCGUCUUGCCGUAUAGUAAAACAUACUGACUUCCACUGCCCAGUCAGUGUAAUCAAUUGAAAUUCAUUUUGCUGUUACAUUUUUGUCGAUACAUUUAUACUAUAUCCGAGUACUAUUCUUAACACCGAAUUUGUCGUAUCAAUCAUGAACCACAGUGAAGCCACGGAUCAAAAGAUCCGUGAAUCUCCAGUGGCCUCACCAUCGAUGCCUCCGGUGGCGACCCAACUUAGCAGUGAUAUCCAGGCGAGGAUAUUGGCAUUUCAACAAAAGAGAACCCAAUCGAAACCUCAAAUGGCACCCGAAGAACAAAGACCACUGGGAGAAAAUUCAUCCACCUCCAAGCCAUUACCACCACUUCCACCUUCAUAUCUUUUGCCUUCUUCGAUGGAUGAAAUAUCCCGUAAACCCAGUUUGAGUAGAAAUAGUAAAUCUUUGAAUUACACCAAUCAAGCAGACCCUAACGCUGUUCCGAAUUUAAGAGAUGAUAGUGAUAGAGAGCAACUGAAUCUGCUGAUUGAUGAGAAAUUUCAAAACUUACACUUGAAUUCCUGUCAAUCGGACAAGGAAUUGCAUCAACAAUUGGAACCACAAUUGCAACAUACACCUCCUCAACAAUAUACAUCACAAUAUUCUCCUCCUAAGCAACAGCAUCAGCAACUGCAGCAACAACUGCAUCAACAACUGCAACUGCAUCUGCAACAACAACUGCAACAACAACUGCAACAACAACUGCAACAACUGGAACUGCAACAACAUCAUCAACAUACAUUAAACAAAUUAAAUCAAAAUAGUCAACCACCUCUUAGAUUGAACUUAAACUUGAAUCAAUCAGGCUUUGAAAAUACAAGACAACUGCCAUCUCAAGUUAAAUCAAGAUUACCCGAGUCAGGACUUACUAAGAAGCCGUCACUUUCGCAACGUAGAGGAUUGAAGUUAGAUAUUUCUGGUAUGCAAGAUCAAGUUUCCCCAGCUUCUCCACCAGUCCCCACUGAACAGCCAGCUUUGAAAACAACUGGAGAAAUUUCUCGUAGACUUUCAGAACGUAGGAAACCUAAUUUUAAAUUGGGACUUUCUGAUGGUCAACUGGAUAAAUCUAGUCAAUCAACCUCAAAUCUGUCUAACCUGAAUAAUGGGACCCCUCCAAAGAAACAAUUGCAAGGUCUCUUUGCCAACUAUUCAAAAUAUGUAGACAUCAAAUCUGGAUCACUUAAUUUUUCCGGGAAGGCAUCACUUCAUUCCAAAGGGGUUGAUUUCCUGUCUGGAUCAUCAUUUAGAAUUUCAUUAGAUGAAUUGGAAUUCAUUGAAGAAUUGGGUCGUGGUAAUUACGGAACUGUUCUGAAAGUGUUACAUAAACCAACUGGAGUCUUGAUGGCUAUGAAAGAAGUUCGUUUAGAACUUGAUGAAACAAAAUUCACUCAAAUUUUAAUGGAAUUGGAAAUUUUACACAAAUGUGAUUCUCCAUUCAUUGUAGAUUUCUAUGGAGCCUUCUUUGUUGAAGGGGCUGUGUAUAUGUGCAUGGAAUAUAUGGAUGGAGGUUCCUUAGAUAAAAUUUGUGUUGGAGAAGGAGUCAAAUCUGAGGCUGCAUUGGCAUAUAUCACCGAAAGUGUCAUUCGAGGCUUAAAGGAAUUGAAAGAUGAACAUAAUAUUAUUCAUAGAGAUGUUAAACCAACAAACAUUUUAGUUAAUACUUUAGGGAAAGUAAAACUUUGUGAUUUUGGGGUAAGUGGGAAUUUGGUAGCUUCAUUAGCAAGAACAAAUAUUGGAUGUCAAUCAUACAUGGCACCUGAAAGAAUAAGAUCGUUGCUGCCGGAUGAUGCAACAUAUUCUGUUCAAUCAGAUAUUUGGUCAUUGGGGUUGACCAUCUUAGAAAUAGCAGCAGGUCAAUAUCCUUAUCCUGCAGAAACUUAUGAUAAUAUCUUUCUGCAAUUAAGUGCCAUAGUUGAUGGAGAACCUCCUAAAUUGGAUUCUAAAACAUUUCUGAAAGAUGCUCAAAUGUUUGUUAAAUUAUGUUUGAAUAAGAAUCCAGACUUAAGACCAAGUUAUGCUACUUUACUUAAUAAUCCAUGGCUUGUAACAUACCGAGAAGUUAAUCCUCAAAUGGAUGUGAUUGUCACCCAAAGAGUUAAGGAAUUAGAUGAGGAAAGAUCUAAAAAGGUUAAUUCAGGACUGGUUAGUAGAUCCAAUUCAGUGAGUAGAUCUGCAGCUAAUGCGGGACCAAUUCCUCAAGGUCCAGGUAUGAAGCCUCCAACUCAUGAAAAUGUUAGAUCAUUACUCAAAAAUAAAGUCAGGGCAUCCCCUGCACUUCACCGUGGAGGACUUCCCAACUCCGAAAGAGGUAGGUGAGAAAUCAUUCAUUAACAUCAUCAACCCAAAGUGUAUUAUAGAAUUUGAUAUAGAGAGAAAGAAAUGUAUGAGG